Molecule: messenger RNA, 3177 nt
Organism: Fraxinus pennsylvanica
Lineage: Eukaryota; Viridiplantae; Streptophyta; Magnoliopsida; Lamiales; Oleaceae
Source: the annotation of a GenBank genome assembly
AUGGCUCCUAAUUUUGUUCCUCAGAAAAUAUCAAGUAAUUCUCCAAGAGAAAAGUUUCCUUCUUCCAGAUUUUCUCUUUCUCCAGAUGGAGAAAUUUCUGUAGAUUCAAUAACCCUUUUGUCUGAUGUUCCUUUCAAUGUAACGCUUUCAAGUUUUGGUUCCGUCCCUCAUUCAUCUGAUACUGAUUCUUCUACCCCUCCAUACAUUCUAAAAUCUGUUCAAUCCAAAGCUAAAAAUGGUGCUUUUCUUGGCAUUUCUGUGAAAGAACCUCUUGACAGAAUAUUGAAUCCUAUUGGAAGAUUCAGUAACAGGAAGUUCUUGAGUAUUUUUCGAUUCAAGACGUGGUGGUCAACUAUGUGGAUCGGUUCGUGUGGUUCUGAUCUUCAAAUGGAGACUCAAUUGAUCCUUCUACAAGUUCCUGAACUUAACUCUUAUGUACUCAUUAUUCCUUUAAUAGAAGGAAGUUUUCGAUCAGCUAUUCAUCCUGGUGUCACUGGAGAAGUGGUAUUAUGCAUUGAGAGUGGCUCGACCAAAGUAAAGGGAAAUUCAUUCUCAUCAUGCACGUAUUUUCAUAUUGGUGACAAUCCAUACACUUUGAUGAGAGAUGCUUUUGCUGCAAUUCGUGUACAUUUGGGGACAUUUAGGUUGUUGAAAGAGAAAACACUUCCUAAAAUCGUUGAUAAGUUUGGUUGGUGCACUUGGGAUGCCUUUUAUUUAACAGUAGAGCCAGUAGGGGUGUGGCAUGGUGUUAAGAGCUUCGCUGAAAAUGGAAUCCCUCCUCGAUUCCUUAUCAUUGAUGAUGGAUGGCAAAGCAUCAACAUGGAUCACGAAAACCCCUAUGAGGACUCAAAAGAUUUAACAGGUUUGGGGUCCCAAAUGCUUUCCAGGCUGUACCGGUUCAAGGAAAAUGAGAAGUUUGCCAAAUAUCAGGCUGGUACCAUGUUAAGACACGAUGCACCAGGAUUCGAUCAAGAAAAGCAUGACAAGAUGUUUAAGGAAAUGGUGGAGCUUGCGGAGAAAAAGAAGGCCCUUGAGGCACGAGGUGGAGUCGAACCGGGCCUUCCCGAGGCAACGAUUAUAGAAUAUUUGAAAGAACAAGAAGGCGUCGAAAGAGGAGGGCUAAAGGCCUUAAUCAGUGACUUGAGGGAGAAAUUUCCAACUUUGGACGAAGUUUACGUGUGGCAUGCUUUAUGUGGAGCUUGGGGUGGGGUUAGGCCUGGAACAACACAUUUGAAUGCCAAGGUGACCUCAGCAAAAAUGACUGCCGGAUUGGCAAAUACCAUGUAUGAUUUGGCUGUUGUCAUGGUUGAAAAAGGCGGUAUUGGACUCGUUCAUCCAAAUCAAGCUGCAGAUCAUUACGAGGCUAUGCAUUCAUACCUUGCUGAUAUCGGUAUUACAGGCGUGAAAGUUGACGUUAUUCAUACUCUGGAGUAUGUCUGUGAGGACCAUGGAGGCAGAGUUCAGCUUGCCAAGGCAUACUAUGAUGGCCUAACUAAAUCCCUUAGAAAAAACUUUGCUGGAACAGGCUUCAUUGCUAGCAUGGAACAGUGCAACGAUUUCUUCUUCCUCGCUACAAAGCAAAUAUCCAUGGCGAGAGUUGGAUUCGAUCAAGAAAAGCAUGACAAGAUGUUUAAGGAAAUGGUGGAGCUUGCGGAGAAAAAGAAGGCCCUUGAGGCACAAGGUGGAGUCGAACCGGGCCUUCCCGAGGCAACGAUUAUAGAAUAUUUGAAAGAACAACAGGGUGUCGAAAGAGGAGGGCUAAAGGCCUUAAUCAGUGACUUGAGGGAGAAAUUUCCAACUUUGGACGAAGUUUAUGUGUGGCAUGCUUUAUGUGGAGCUUGGGGUGGGGUUAGGCCUGGAACAACAAAUUUGAAUGCCAAGGUGACCUCAGCAAAAAUGGCUGUCGGAUUGGCAAAUACCAUGUAUGAUUUGGCUGUUGUCAUGGUUGAAAAAGGCGGUAUUGGACUCGUUCAUCCAAAUCAAGCUGCAGAUCAUUACGAGGCUAUGCAUUCAUACCUUGCCGAUAUCGGUAUUACAGGCGUGAAAGUUGACGUUAUUCAUACUCUGGAGUAUGUCUGUGAGGACCAUGGAGGCAGAGUUCAGCUUGCCAAGGCAUACUAUGAUGGCCUAACUAAAUCCCUUAGAAAAAACUUUGGUGGAACAGGCUUCAUUGCUAGCAUGGAACAGUGCAACGAUUUCUUCUUCCUCGGUACAAAGCAAAUAUCCAUGGCGAGAGUUGGUGAUGAUUUCUGGUUCGAGGAUCCUAAUGGUGAUCCGAUGGGCACUUACUGGCUACAAGGAGUUCACAUGAUACAUUGCAGUUACAACAGCUUGUGGCAGGGACAAUUUAUUCAACCUGAUUGGGAUAUGUUUCAAUCAGAUCAUCUUUGUGCUGAGUUUCAUGCAGGAUCAAGGGCCAUAUGUGGCGGGCCAGUUUAUGUUAGUGACAAAGUUGGACAGCACAAUUUCGAUCUUCUAAGGAAGCUAGUACUACCCGAUGGGACGAUUCUCAGAUGCCAGCAUUAUGCACUUCCAACUAGAGACUGCCUCUUCGAAAACCCUCUCUUCGAUGGCAAAACAUUGCUUAAACUUUGGAACCUAAACAAGUUUGGUGGGGUGGUUGGAGUGUUCAACUGUCAAGGAGCAGGAUGGUACCCCGAAGAACACAAGUGCAAGGCUCAUCCAGAAUGUUACAAGACAAUGUCUGGUGUAGUGUCCCCAAAUGACGUUGAGUGGGAACAGAAGGAUUUCACAGCAGAAUUCCGGGACAACGAGCUUUUCGCAGUCUACCUCAAUAAAGCCGAAAACUUUUACCUGAUGAAAUUGAGGGAUGAAAUAAAAGUCACUCUCAAGCCUACUUCCUUCGAAAUAAUGACAUUCUCGCCCGUCUACAAAGUCACUGCAAAUGCUAAAUUCGCUGCAAUCGGACUUGUAAACAUGUUUAACGGUGGUGGAUCAAUUGAGUCCCUCGGGUACAGAUGCAAUGAGAACAAUUGUAAGGCAACGAUAACAAUCAAGGGGACCGGGAAAUUCUUGGCCUACUCGAGCAUUAAGCCAAAGAAGAUUAUGUUGAAUUAUGAAAGCAUAGAGUUUGAAUGGGCAAGUAAUGGAGUAUUGAAGUUUGAAGUGCCAUGGACUGGUGGAGAGUUAUCAGAAGCUCUUGUAAUAAUUAAUUAA